Saimiri boliviensis boliviensis (Bolivian squirrel monkey) is the source of this 2031-nucleotide messenger RNA. It is a transcript of the gene MBD2, whose product is annotated as methyl-CpG binding domain protein 2. Gene Ontology annotation, biological process: DNA methylation-dependent constitutive heterochromatin formation; negative regulation of transcription by RNA polymerase II. Gene Ontology annotation, molecular function: methyl-CpG binding. The record is from RefSeq and is a predicted model, not a curated record. Lineage: Eukaryota; Metazoa; Chordata; Mammalia; Primates; Cebidae. Gene Ontology annotation, cellular component: nucleus.
UAACGGUGGUGGCGACGCGCACCCCGGUGGGGGUCCGGGCUGGAAAACCGCGGCAAGGGGCGUGGCCCCGAGGAGGCGGAGACAAGAUGGCUGCCCAGAGUGCUUGGAGGACCUAAGAGGCGGCGGCCGGGGCCACGCCCCGGGCAGGAGGGCCGCUCUGUGCGCGCCCGCUCUAUGAUGCUUGCGCGCGUCCCCCGCGCGCCGCGCUGCGGGCGGGGCGGGUCUCCGGGAUUCCAAGGGCUCGGUUACGGAAGAAGCGCAGCGCCGGCUGGGGAGGGGGCUGGAUGCGCGCGCACCCGGGGGGAGGCCGCUGCUGCCCGGAGCAGGAGGAGGGGGAGAGCGCGGCGGGCGGCAGCGGCGCUGGCGGCGACUCCGCCAUAGAGCAGGGGGGCCAGGGCAGCGCGCUCGCCCCGUCCCCGGUGAGCGGCGUGCGCAGGGAAGGCGCUCGGGGCGGCGGCCGUGGCCGGGGGCGGUGGAAGCAGGCGGGCCGGGGCGGCGGCGUCUGUGGCCGUGGCCGGGGCCGGGGCCGUGGCCGGGGACGGGGCCGGGGCCGGGGCCGGGGCCGCGGCCGUCCCCCGAGUGGCGGCAGCGGCCUUGGCGGCGACGGCGGCGGCUGCGGCGUCGGCGUCGGCGGCGGCGGCGGCGGCGGCAGCAGCGGUGGCGGCGGCGCCCCCCGGCGGGAGCCGGUCCCUUUCCCGUCGGGGAGCGCGGGGCCGGGGCCCAGGGGACCCCGGGCCACGGAGAGCGGGAAGAGGAUGGACUGCCCGGCCCUCCCCCCCGGAUGGAAGAAGGAGGAAGUGAUCCGAAAAUCUGGGCUCAGUGCUGGCAAGAGCGAUGUCUACUACUUCAGUCCAAGUGGUAAGAAGUUCAGAAGCAAGCCUCAGUUGGCAAGGUACCUGGGAAAUACUGUUGAUCUCAGCAGUUUUGACUUCAGAACUGGAAAGAUGAUGCCUAGUAAAUUACAGAAGAACAAACAGAGACUACGAAAUGAUCCUCUCAAUCAAAAUAAGGGUAAACCAGACUUGAAUACAACAUUGCCAAUUAGACAAACAGCAUCAAUUUUCAAACAACCAGUAACCAAAGUCACAAAUCAUCCUAGUAAUAAAGUGAAAUCAGACCCACAACGAAUGAAUGAACAGCCACGUCAGCUUUUCUGGGAGAAGAGGCUACAAGGACUUAGUGCAUCAGAUGUAACAGAACAAAUUAUAAAAACCAUGGAACUACCCAAAGGUCUUCAAGGAGUUGGUCCAGGUAGCAACGACGAGACCCUUUUGUCUGCUGUUGCCAGUGCUUUGCACACAAGCUCUGCGCCAAUCACAGGGCAAGUCUCCGCUGCUGUGGAAAAGAACCCCGCUGUUUGGCUUAACACAUCUCAACCCCUCUGCAAAGCUUUUAUCGUCACAGAUGAAGACAUUAGGAAACAGGAAGAGCGAGUACAGCAAGUACGCAAAAAAUUGGAAGAAGCACUGAUGGCAGACAUCUUGUCUCGAGCUGCUGAUACAGAAGAGAUGGAUAUUGAAAUGGACAGUGGAGAUGAAGCCUAAGAAUAUGAUCAGGUAACUUCCGACCGACUUUCCCCAAGAGAAAAUUCCUAGAAAUUGAACAAAAAUGUUUCCACUGGCUUUUGCCUGUAAGAAAAAAAUGUACCCGAGCACAUAGAGCUUUUUAAUAGCACUAACCAAUGCCUUUUUAGAUGUAUUUUUGAUGUAUAUAUCUAUUAUUCAAAAAAAUCAUGUUUAUUUUGAGUCCUAGGACUUAAAAUUAGUGUUUUGUAAUAUCAAGCAGGACCCUAAGAUGAAGCUGAGCUUUUGAUGCCAGGUGCAAUCUACUGGAAAUGUAGCACUUACAUAAAAUAUUUGUUUCCCCCACAGUUUUAAUAUGAACAGAUCAGGAAUUCUAAAUAAAUUUCCCAGUUAAAGAUUAUUGUGACUUCACUGUAUAUAAACAUAUUUUUAUACUUUAUUGAAAGGGGACACCUGUACAUUCUUCCAUCAUUACUGUAAAGACAAAUAAAUGAUUAUAUUCACAGAC